Rubroshorea leprosula is the source of this 725-nucleotide messenger RNA. Lineage: Eukaryota; Viridiplantae; Streptophyta; Magnoliopsida; Malvales; Dipterocarpaceae. The record is from the annotation of a GenBank genome assembly.
AAACAAGAAAAAAAUUUGUACAUAAACCACUCUGAAAUCUGAAUAUCCUCACGAGAGAGGGUCUGCAUCAAUGGCAUCCAACACAGCCAAAGUGAGCCUGAAACACCCGGUAGAUGCCCAAGGCCAGAGCGCAGAGGGUUCUGUUUGCCGAAUAGUCAGGCUUCUCUCCAAACAGGGUAUGAUGGGCUCCAUUGGAAACCUCUAUGAAAGCAUUGAGAAUUUGAAUGAUACUUAUAUGCAGGGGCCAGAGGCUAAGGAUGCCCUUUUGAAGCAGCACGUUUUUGCACCAGCAGUUCCUCUCCUGUUGCCAGUCACUCAGAUAUCAAUUCCUACAAGCUACUACAGGUGUUCAUCAUACUGUUGGAAUAAUGUGGCAAAAGAACCAACUGCUAAUUCUCCUCAAUGCGGUCACUUAAUGAACGCAAAGGUUACCUCUAUUGGUUCACCAGACGCAGAUAACCAAUCAUCAUUUGCGAUGACCUUGUAUAAGUGUAAUAGAAACUGUCCGUACAUGACAGAUGUGGCCUAGAUCAAUUGUCCUAAAUGCAAUACCAAAUUGAGAUGCCUGCAGCUACUUCCUGUUAAGCCACCAAAUAAGCAAUCCCCCUCUUGGAGGGAGGUGGGUUUUGUGAAAGGGGUGGUCACUUACAGUGUAAUGGACAAUCUUGAGGUGAAGCCUAUGUCUACCAUUUCUAGUAUUUCCAUACUAAACGAAUUCAAUAUCA